AGCAACACUGACAAGGAAGUGUUCCCGUUUCCUGGUCCAACCCGAGUCGGUACCAAGAUUUAGGAUGUGUCUUCCUUCACUUGAGGUUGUAUCAAGACAUUUUGCGCAGGUAUUGCACCCUGAAAGGCGGCUGAAGUGACACCUACGGCGGUAAGAAAAUAUGGCCGUCUCUUGGUAUACAUCCCUGAUUCUACUGACAGCUAUUCAGCUAAUACUGCAAACAACUGUACCGUUACAAGCCCAGACAACACAAGCACCAACACUAAGCGCAAAUGCCUUCUUCAACGGCUUCAACUCCUAUGCAGUUCUACCCAACACAUUACAGAUCACCUCCACACUAACAUCAUUCAGUUUUAGAACUUGCAAUGGGGGCCAACUCCUACGACAGGAGGGAGGCAAUGGGGACUACAUUGAUCUGUCUCUUAUAGCAUCGGGAGGGGUUCUAAGAUUCUCCUUUCGAAAGGCAGGGGGGAGGGGGGAAGAUUUUGUUGAUAGAGGUUCAGGACUCAAUACCAAUCAGAUGUGGCACACAGUAGAUCUAGAGUAUUUGGUAGGCAACCUGACGUUAAGUGUUGAUGGGGAAAAAAUCACAGUUGCAUCUCAGACUGUCAGAAGUUAUGUGCUGGACAUCGACCUGUCUGGGAGUGCAGGAGUGGAGGUUGGACGUGGACUCAUUGGAUGUGUAUAUGCGGGUCCAGGGGUGCAGCUGACCACUGCAACAUCACAGUCCAAUGUCCAGUGGGGUAGCUGUCCUUUGGAGAACAAUGAGGGAUGUGCCUUCAGUACAGGCACCUUCGGCAAUGAAGGACUAAGCAGUUUUGCGAACUUCGUGGUUCCUCGCAGCGGUAGUGACCCCUUUAAGGUCUCCAUGUUCUUCCGGACACGAAAACUUGACGGUUUGCUGAUGUUUACCGGAGAGCCAGGAGUCGCUCCUGGAGCACCACCUGAAGAUGCCAACUAUGUUGCAGUGCAACUCGUCAAUGGAGCAAUUCGUGUGGAUGUUAAGGAGGAGGGUCAAACCGCCAACCAGCCAAAGAGCUACACCCUGGGUGGAAGGCUGGCUGACGGAGAGUUCAAGUUUGUAGAUGUGUCAAUAGAUGGAGAGAGCAUGUAUAUCAACGUGAAUGACCAAGUCAGCAAUACAAUCACACUUGACAAUGCUCCUAGCCUACCUGGCGGUGUGUUGUACAUCGGUGGUAUGGAUUUCCAAAACCCCGAAAAUCUGGGUCUUUCCACCACCGAGCCAUUCAAGGGGUGCAUCCGGGAUCUGCGAUACAACGAAAUACGACUUGACUUCUAUCCGCUGGUCAUACCAGGCUUCCAGCUGGACUCCCCUUCUCUGGAGUCUACCGGCCUCAGUAAUGUUAACGGCAGCUGUGUGAGUGACGACACAUGUGCUAGCAGCCCCUGCACCAAUGGUGGCGUCUGCACGGUGACGUGGAACGACUUUGAGUGCGACUGUCCAAUAGGUUUCACAGGGAAGAUCUGCUCUGACACCGAUUUCUGCGUUUCCAAUCCGUGUCCAUCCAACUCAACCUGUAACAACCUGGAUGAUGGGUUUGAAUGUCUUGCAUCAGCCACCUUUGACAGAGACAUGCUGGAGUACAGCACCAGCCCUAGUUUCACUACCAUUGACAACACCCUUCAGGUCAGCUUCCGCACCAGAGACACAGAUGCUCUUCUACUCAGAGCGUCGGGUGGUUCAACAACUGUUAAGUUGGAAAUUGUGAGCGGGAACGCACGCUUCACCUAUAACAGUGCACCUUCUGCUGAGGCAAACUUUGACUCAGUCAGUGACGGAGAAUGGCAUACGGUGGAAGUGACAUUCCUUGGGACGAUAGCUCAGCUUACUGUGGACAAUGGCGCUGAAAAUGCCACAGCAAACAUGGGUCAAGCUGCUCCAAACUUCGACGACUUUGCAGGGCAAGACACCAUCCAAGUUGGGAGCCAAGGUGGGCAGGGAUACUUCAAGGGAUGCAUGAAGAAUCUACGUGUUGGUGGAGUCCUCCUGCCGUUCUUUGAGUCUUCACAGAUCCCGACCAAUGCCUCUAAGAAGUUCAACCUGAAGUCAGCCAGUAGCAUCACCGUCGGCUGUACAAGCGACGAUGUUUGUGGCCCACAGCCUUGUGUCAACGGCGUCACCUGCACUGACAUCUUCAACGACUACAACUGCACCUGCGUGCCGGGAUACUCUGACAAGAACUGCAACACCAACAUUGACGACUGUAUAUCAUACCCUUGCCAAAACGGAGCGACGUGUAUCGACCUCAUCGCCCAUUAUACCUGCUCAUGCACGUCGGGCUGGGAAGGAGUCAACUGCGAGCAAGAAGUGAACGAAGCAUCUUCUGUACCACUUGAACCUUCCUCUGGAUCCACACCCAUCAUCAUCACCACCACAGUAAAAAUGAACCAACCGGAAGCUUCGUCUCGUACUUCAGUCAUCAUCAUCAGUAUACUCGGUGGAUUGUUAGUGAUUUUCAUUGCAGCUGCGGUAUUAUUUUUAUUCAGGCGGGGACUACUACAAAGAAAUUGUAAAGGCUUUACUACAGAGCAGAGAGAAGAUGAUGUAGAGCUUUCCCAGCAGAUUCAGAAUACCAAUGGAGGCUAUCAGGAUCUACAGCAAACCCAACAAAACCAGGCCGUGGAUGUGAAUCAUGACUACCAAGGCCUACAGCCACCCGACGCAGUUGGCUAUCAGAGUUUACAGCCGCAGAGACCCCAUCAAACUCAGGCUGUUGGUGUUAAUGGUGACUACCAAGGCAUACAGCCGCUUGAUGCAGAUGGCUAUCAGAGUCUACAGCUGCCCCAUCAAAAUCCGGCUGUGGGUGUUAAUAACGACUACCAAAGCCUACAGCCGCUUAGUGUAGAUGGCUAUCAGAGUCUACAUCUUUCCCAUCAAAAUCAGGCUGUCGGUGUGAAUCACGACCUCCAAGGCCUACAGCAGCCUGGUGCAGAUGGCUAUCAGAGUCUACAGCUACAGCGACCUCAUCAAAAUCAGACUGUGGGUGUUGAUCACGACUACCAGGGCCUACAGCCGCCUGGUGCACAUGUCUGUCAGAGUCUACAGCGACCCCAUCAAAAUCAGGGAAAUGUAGAUACUGCAGAAAAUGAAUAUGAAGACGUGGGUUCUAGCUAUGAAUUCCCACGUAACUUAGUGGCCCUUAAAGAUUGUAUUCAGGACGGAGACUUUGGAGCUGUUUACAAGGCUGAGGCAUGGGGUAUUGCGGGAAGGGAAGGUGCUUCUCUCGUAGCUGUCAAGAUGAUGACCCCUAAGUCGGCUUCUGCUUCUGCCACCACUUUCCUAGAGGAGUUUAGGGUUCUGAGGAUGGUGGACAACCAUCCAAACAUUGUACGUCUGCUGGGAUGCUGCACCAAAGAAGAACCAUUCUACCUGAUCCUUGAGUACAUGUCCGGUGGAAGUCUGCAGUCUGUCCUGAGGACCAGCCGUAGUCAGCAGUCAUACGAAAACCUGCAUGGGAACAGCAAGUCCCUCCUGUCACAUGACUUGGUCAAGUUUGCUCUGGAUGUGGCAAAAGGCAUGAGCUUCUUAUCAGCAAAGAAGAUCAUCCAUCGUGACCUUGCAACUCGAAAUGUCCUGGUUUCUGGGGAGAAAACAUGCAAGCUGUCAAACUUUGGGUUUUCUCGUGAGGGACCUGAGUAUGAGAGAACCACUAAGACCCGCCUUCCUAUUCGCUGGAUGGCCCCUGAGUCCCUUUUCCAAGGGAUGUACACUACUGGGAGUGAUGUCUGGUCAUUCGGAGUGCUUCUAUGGGAGAUCGUCACGUUAGGAGGCACGCCCUACUCCGACAUGACCAAACGAGAGGUGAUGGAACAUGUGAAACAGGGACACAGACUGGAGAAACCGCAACAUUGUGAUGAUAGCAUAUUUAACCUGAUGAUGAAGUGCUGGAAUGGAGAUCCUUUGAUGAGGCCGAGUUUCCCACAAUUGGAGCUGGCUUUGGAGACCCUUCUGCAGGUUGAACAUGACUACAUCAUUCUUGAUGGUUUCAACGGCAGCGACUACAAUAACCCAGAAGAAUCCAUGGAAGAGCUGUAUUGAGAUGUUGACAGCCUAUCGCAUUAAGCACCCAGAUUUCCAGCAUGGUUAUUCCAACCACUGUCGUACUGUCUCUUUUAAAACAGUAGUUUCAAGACCAUUUCUUCGAUGAUCUAACACUAUCUGCCCCUCCAAUGAGAGUCUUUGAGCGGAACACUAGGUUCUCCUCUAGCUCAAGCUUUACUUUUCAAUUACCAGGCUCAAAAUCCUUCUACAGCAACAGCUUCUUUCCUCGGACCCCAAGCUAUUGAACUCUCUCGAGGUCAACUGUUUUCCUCAUGUUUGCAAUCUUCAAGCCUUCUAAAGCAAUCUACAUCUGGGCCUCUAUAGCUAUCUCUGAGCAAACUAAUUUCUACCAUCCAUCAGCUUUGUUCAUUCAGGUCAAUUGGCUUUGCAUUGAACAAAUAAAAAAAAGUAAACAUUCCAUUUUUUGGUCACAUAGAAGUUUUGAUUAUGAUAUACCUGUCUGAGAAUGCCACGAUAUGUCUUUGCUUGUCAUGUUAAGGGCCAGUGUUGUUAGCCUGUGAGUACGCAUUCAAAAGAUUGCAGAGUAAGCGUAAUUAGCAACUUAGUUUUUCAGUGAUACUGGUAAAAGCUCGAAUGACAUCAUCUGAUGCUGCCAGGGAAUAGAAAAGAAAGAAUGAUUUCUGUA
Molecule: messenger RNA, 4709 nt
Organism: Branchiostoma floridae (Florida lancelet)
Lineage: Eukaryota; Metazoa; Chordata; Leptocardii; Amphioxiformes; Branchiostomatidae
Exons: 22
Coding region: 161-4060 (1299 amino acids)
Biological process (GO): multicellular organism development; protein phosphorylation; cell surface receptor protein tyrosine kinase signaling pathway
Cellular component (GO): signaling receptor complex
Molecular function (GO): transmembrane receptor protein tyrosine kinase activity; ATP binding; calcium ion binding
Source: RefSeq, a predicted model, not a curated record